UUACGCAUUAAUGUCCCACACAUAUACUUCUCACCACUCUAUAUAAACGAACCCCUCAUGUUGGGGAAGAUCACACAAUUUAUAAGAUCGAUCGGAUUACUUAACUACACUUACAUACACACAUACUUCAGUUCUCUAUCUACCCAGCUAAUUAUAAUAUUUAUUAUAGCCAUGAAUCACUUGGCUUUUGCAUUUGGCCUUCUAGGCAACAUUGUCUCAUUCAUGGUGUUCCUUGCACCAGUCCCAACAUUUUACAGGAUAUACAAGAAGAAGACGGCGGAAGGGUACCAGUCGGUGCCGUACGUGGUCGGGCUCUUCAGCGCCAUGCUUUGGAUUUACUACGCCUUCCUCAUGCCCGACACCACUCUCCUCAUCACCAUUAACUCCGUCGGCUGCUUCGGCCAAACUCUCUACAUUUCCUUCUACCUCUUCUAUGCACCCAAAAAGGCUAGGCUUGACACAGUGAAACUUGUGAGUCUCCUAAACGUAUGCGCUUUCGGUCUAAUCGUUCUGGUCACUCAAUUUCUGGUGAAAGAGCCGUUAACCAGAGCCCAUAUUGUGGGGUGGAUUUGUUUGAUCUUUUCUCUCUGUGUCUUCGUCGCACCAUUGGGUGUUGUGAGGCAAGUGAUAAGGACAAAAAGCGUGGAGUAUAUGCCAUUUCUGCUGUCCUUCUUCCUCACACUGAGCGCAGUGAUGUGGUUCUUCUUUGGCUUACUUCGCAAGGACUAUAAUAUUGCUAUUCCGAAUGUGCUGGGGUUCAGCUUCGGCGUGAUCCAAAUGGUGCUUUACAUGGUGUACAAGAACGCCGGGAAGAAGCAAACUGCCGCCGCGGCGGAGCAAAAGCAGGUGCCGGAGAUGAGCGGCGGUGAGCAGUUGAUGGUGGCCUUCGGGGCGGGGAAGCAGCUUCCGGCGGAGCUUCGGGAGCAGAUAAUAGAUAUUGUGAAGCUGGGCACUCUGAUGGCGCUCUCUGAAAAGGCUCCGGCAGCUCCUCCACUUCCAGCUGCGGCGGCGGCAUUGCAUGCAUCCAGCUAGUAGCUAGCUACUUUAAUUGCGUUGUCACUCGAUCAUAAUCAUCCCAUCCCAUCCGUCAAAUUGGAAUCGAUCUUCAACGUCACUAAGCUAGCAGACUAGUAAUUAUUAAUUGUAUCUUCAAUUCCCAACUAAGUCAUGCAUGCAAGCCAUUAGCCAUGCAUGCUUCUUUCAUGUCAUUCCUUUAAGAGAUUUGUCCUUCAUUGUAAUUCGCACUUCGAUCUGUAUUUCAAUUUCAAUCAUUUCAAUUUCAAUUGCAUGCUCUCCUUCAAUUCAUCCGUUGCGAUUUAGUACGUGCUUAUUAUGCUAUUAUUAAUUAAUCUUAAUGUCUGAAAAAGAGAUCGAAA
This is a messenger RNA of Cuscuta epithymum, 1376 nucleotides long. NCBI's taxonomy places the organism in Eukaryota, Viridiplantae, Streptophyta, Magnoliopsida, Solanales, Convolvulaceae. The record is from the annotation of a GenBank genome assembly.